This is a messenger RNA of Indicator indicator, 1027 nucleotides long. It is a transcript of the gene RHEB, whose product is annotated as Ras homolog, mTORC1 binding. The record is from RefSeq and is a predicted model, not a curated record. Gene Ontology annotation, biological process: small GTPase-mediated signal transduction. Gene Ontology annotation, molecular function: GTP binding; GTPase activity; GDP binding. Gene Ontology annotation, cellular component: plasma membrane. Bases 39 to 593 code for a protein of 184 amino acids. Lineage: Eukaryota; Metazoa; Chordata; Aves; Piciformes; Indicatoridae. The transcript is spliced from 8 exons.
GCCGCCCUUGAUGUGGUUCGGGACCGGGCGGGGAGAAGAUGCCGCCGUCCAAGUCCCGCAAGAUCGCGAUUCUGGGCUACCGGAGCGUGGGAAAAUCUUCACUGACGAUUCAGUUUGUGGAAGGACAGUUUGUUGAUUCGUAUGAUCCAACCAUAGAGAACACUUUUACAAAACUGAUCACAGUAAAUGGCCAAGAAUAUCAUCUUCAGUUGGUGGAUACUGCUGGCCAAGAUGAAUACUCCAUAUUUCCUCAGACGUACUCCAUAGACAUCAAUGGCUACAUUCUUGUUUAUUCAGUCACGUCAAUAAAAAGUUUUGAAGUGAUAAAAGUUAUCCAUGGCAAGUUAUUGGAUAUGGUGGGAAAAGUCCAAAUACCCAUUAUGCUGGUUGGAAAUAAAAAAGACCUGCAUAUGGAACGGGUGAUCAGCUAUGAAGAAGGGAAAGCUUUAGCAGAAUCCUGGAAUGCAGCUUUCUUGGAAUCUUCUGCUAAAGAAAAUCAGACUGCCGUUGAUGUCUUUAAGAGGAUAAUUUUGGAGGCAGAAAAAAUCGAUGGGGCAGCUUCACAAGGGAAGUCUUCAUGCUCAGUAAUGUAAUUCCACUGCAAAACCUGAAAACACUGGGAAUACAUUCUACCUGAAGAAGCAAAACUGCCCAUUAUCUUCAAGGAUAAACUAUGCUUCUUUUUUUUUUUUUAUUUUUAUUUUUAUUUUUUCUUCUGUUAACCUGAAAGAUAAACAGUUGGUUUGGAGCCUUUCCCUUCAGAUUAUGUUAAACUCUGACUCCUGUGCAAAUGGCUUCACUUCCAUUUUCAAAUUUUAAGCAAUCAUAUUUUCAAUUUAUAUAUUGUAUUUCUUAAUAUUAUGACCAAGAAUUUUACUGGCAUUAAUUUUUCAGUGUAGUUUGUUGGUUAAAAUAAUCAUCAAAAUGAUGCAUAUUGUUACACUACUAUUAACUAGGCUUGGAUAUCAGUGUUUCUUUGUGUUAAAUGUAUACUUGUAAAUAAAAUAGCUGCAAACCUUAGAUGUUC